AUGGCAACCCGUGCCAUAAUCCCCCGCUUCCUCCUCCCCCUCCAGGGACCCCUCUGGCGCGGCAUCAGCAUCCCGCUCUCCCAGAACAGCAUCCGAAUCCGCUUCGCCAGCUCCUCGACAGAAAAGCCCAUCGUUCUCGAGAAGCCCGCACGCUUCAACCCGCCUUCCCAUGGAUCCCGAGCAAAGAGGAACCAUGUUCCCAAGCACUACGGACCCGACCUCACCGCCGCCGAGAUCGCCGCGCAGAACACCAAGAACUACCCGGGCAUGAUGGCUCCCGAGGGAACCUGGGCGCACUUUUUCUGGCACAGCAGGCUUCUACACACUUUCAUCACCAUGGGCACCCUCUUCGCCCUCGGCGUCUUCACCUUCUUCAUGAACUACGCCUACAACUCGCCCUACAAGGACCUCGUGCCCCCCAUCUCGGACCUCUGGACGCAACCGAUCCACUUCUUUGUCGGCUGGAAGAACGUCAUCCUGCUGCACGAACAGGACAAGGCCGAGAAGGCCGUCGAGCACCGAACCCGCCACCUCGACGACGUCGCCAAGCGCCGCUACUUCAUGAAGAUGCACGGCAUCGAGACCAAGGACCCCGUGUCCAUCGUGUUCGGCAAGGGCGAGGAAAAGUCCGAGGACGAGCUCGAGGCCGCCGCCAUGGGACGGGAGCCCCCUCAGAAGACCGAGGAGGAGAAGAAGCCAGAGGAGGCCAAGAAGAAGUGGCUUGGUAUCUUUUGA
Molecule: messenger RNA, 735 nt
Organism: Fusarium falciforme
Lineage: Eukaryota; Fungi; Ascomycota; Sordariomycetes; Hypocreales; Nectriaceae
Exons: 2
Coding region: 1-735 (244 amino acids)
Source: RefSeq, a predicted model, not a curated record